UGGUGGGUACAGUGUGCUCGGGAGUGGGCAAGUGGCUGCUAUCCAUCAGGGAGGCAGGAGUGGGUCUUUUUCUAGCAACAGCAGAGAGGAAGGUGAGUGAUGUGACUUCACUUCUAGAAACAGUGACCCCACUGGUGUCAGGGGGAUGGGGGAGGGGACCACUUGCAGAGGCCUGGGUGAGAGGUCACCGGGCCGGCCUUGUUCUGGCAGUGAGAGCUGUUGGGAUUGGUCCAUUUGAGCCCAUGUUUAGGAGGUGGAGCGUGCCCGUGCAGGAGACUCGGGUUCAAUCCCUGGGUCAGGAAGAUCCUCUGGAGAAGGAACUGGCAACCCACUCCAGUGUUCUUGCCUGGAGAAUCCAUGGACAGAGGAGGGGCUUGCAAAGAAUUGGACACAACUGAGUGACUAGACAACACUAUUUACUUAAAGAAAUAAACAUGUUAACAGUUCAGUCCAACCCUGACAAGUAAGAGAAAGGCACACCUAGAGUCCUGAUGAGGGAAGCCCAGAAGGGAGGCUGAUGGCCACUUUUGCGGCUGAGGAGCUGAGCGGCUGCUGGUGUUGCCUUUUAUGGAGGUGGGCGGUCCAGGGGGAAGGCCGUUGGUCACCCCAGGCCAGGGUUGCUGCUCUAAUUCCCAAGGGAGAAUAGCAGAAAGUCGUGGGUGUUCGGUCACGGGAGGGCUGGAAGCAGCACGACUAAAGUGUGUAGAGCCCGGGGCAUGGAGGUGAAGGAGAGCAGAGAUCCGAGGAUGGAUGUGGAAGUUAGUCGUCUUGGGAAAAGUGACCGUGUCCAAGGUGGGGAGUGAAGAGCAGGGGUGGGACAUCCAGGUGCUGACAGAGGAGACGGCAGAGGAAGAGGUGCUGACUUUCACAGGAGGGAAAGAGUUUUGGUCUGCCCUGACCCAGGAAGUCCCUCAGGAAGGCGUGGUGAGACAGGCUGCCUCCAGGCCCGCGCGCUCCUCUCCAGGUGCCCGUCGUCCCGGGGCUCUUCCCGCGCGGCCGGACCCGCUGACUUCCCUUCCAGCCGAGGCGCCUCCUUCCGCUCGCGCCGCGCCGCGCGGCUCCGCUCGGACGUGUCCGCGCCGCCGCGACCACCGGAGCCACUUCGCGGCGAUGCUGGGGCCGCCAGUCUGGGCGUUGGUGGCCGGUGUCCUGCUGGCGCUGUCGCCGGGCCGGGCGGGGGGCGCCCCGAAGGCGGGCCGGCGGCCAGCACGGGCGCGGGGCUGCGCGGACCGGCCCGAGGAGCUCCUGGAGCAGCUGUACGGGCGACUGGCGGCCGGCGUGCUCGGCGCCUUCCACCACACGCUGCAGCUGGGCCCGCGCGAGCAGGCGCGCAACGCCAGCUGCCCGGCCGGGGGCAGGCCCGCCGACCGCCGCUUCCGGCCGCCCACCAACCUGCGCAGCGUGUCGCCCUGGGCCUACAGGAUCUCCUACGACCCCGGCCGCUUCCCGCGGUACCUGCCCGAGGCCUACUGCCUGUGCCGGGGCUGCCUGACCGGGCCACAUGGGGAGGAGGAUGUGCGCCUGCGCAGCGCCCCAGUGCUCGUGCCCGCGGUGGUCCUGCGCCGGACCCCAGGCUGCGCGGGUGGUCGCGCUGUCUACGUCGAGGAGUACGUCACCGUGCCCGUGGGCUGCACCUGCGUGCCCGGGCCGGAGAAGGAUGUAGAUGCCGCCAACUCCAGCCUGGACAAGUCGGCCCGGCCCUGACCGCCCACCCGGGACCCCAGGCCCGAGGAAACGUGCCCAGCGGUGGACUGGACCAGACCGGACUGGACCGCGUGGUGGGCCGCCCCGGAUUUCCUCUUGAGCAGGCACACAGGGCGGCCGGAAGGUGAUGGGGACUGAGCGGGGUGGCCCGCCUCACCCCCAGGACCAAGGGAGGGGUGAGUCUCAGAGGACAGACGGAUGCUUGCAGUCUUUUUUAAAAAGUAGAGUAAACCGUUUAUUCAGCUAUUUUCUCAAUAGGGGCAGGAACAAAAUAUUUUCAUACUUGCCCUUUUGAGCAAGUAUAUUGUUUUUACCUGAUCUGUAAACAUUUUAUAAACAUUGUUUUCACUUCCUCAGCCGGAAUUUUUAGAAGUUCAGGUAGGCUGACUCUUGCUUCAGUUGGUCACCAGUGGACACGGCUGGACAGGACCUGCCCUCCCAAUGGGCAGCUCAGCUCACCCCAGUCUCACUUUAUUCAUGAGGAUAUAAAUCGCCACAGGUUUAUACAGGGAGAAAGUUUUUUACUUUUCAAAGUCAGGGGCCAGUUUAUGGACAAGAGGCAGUGAGGUCAGCACGUGGUAUGUGAGAUCUGUGCCAAUUCCCAGGUAUAUGGCUAGUUUUAAGGGCUUCAGGAGCUAUUAAGUGCGCAGACUUAACAGUUUCCAGAACGCCAAGAGUGGAGCCUCUUCUAGCACUGCAGCUAAAGACCAGAACUAUCUGUAAAUGUGAGACCUUCUUAACUCGAUUUAUGUAACACCUGUAGGUAGGUGAAGGGCAUGCUGGCUGUGGUUUUCUCUCUGGACUCCACUUUGAUAGGCUCAACUAGUUCUUAGAGGAAAUGAUGUUUAUUAAGGUCUUAUCUUAAUUUUAUGGUUGAAGUUUUUAAGAGCAGCUGUGAAGUCAGCCUGUUUAUGUGCUCUCUUCCCCACUUAAAAUCAGCCUUGGUUUGAUCUGAAUGGAAGCUUUACUGAGAACUUCCAGUUUGUAUUAUAUAUUGACAGAGGUUGUACAUGAAAAACAUUGCUGAGCAAAAUUCAUAUUUUCCAAAUAAAAAUUCAGAACUGAAA
Cervus elaphus (red deer) is the source of this 2771-nucleotide messenger RNA. RefSeq names its product interleukin 17D (gene IL17D). Gene Ontology annotation, biological process: inflammatory response. NCBI's taxonomy places the organism in Eukaryota, Metazoa, Chordata, Mammalia, Artiodactyla, Cervidae. The transcript is spliced from 5 exons. Gene Ontology annotation, cellular component: extracellular region. The coding region runs from base 751 to 1704 and encodes 317 amino acids. The record is from RefSeq and is a predicted model, not a curated record. Gene Ontology annotation, molecular function: cytokine activity.